AUGCCGCAAACAUCUUCAUCGCAGCCAUCAGGCUCAAGAGCUCCUGGCGGUACGAAUGGAGCAGGAUUUUCUCGCCGCCCGGCUCGCAGCGAUGGCCUCUUUCUCGGCACCUCACCCCCUUCCAAUAGCACGCCUAUCUCAUCGUCGCAGCCAUCGUCUUCUCGACUGGAGCGCGCUCUGGCCACCGAGCGCAAGGAUGAUCAGGCCGCUAAAGACAGGUCUGCUGCGCGCAAAGCUGCUCGUCGGAAGCGCAAAGAGUAUGAGCCUUAUCAGAAGGCUGCAACCUCCAGCAUCAGCACGUCGAACACAGCCUCCGCGCCGCUCUCCUCGCAACCAGUGAGCAGAGCGAAUCAGCCGGCUGCUCCUGAUCGGAGCAAGGCAACCAACGCACAGCUCCCACCAUCGACAGCACCCGCCUUAUCUCGAGAUCGCUCAUCGCGAGAAGCCUCGUCUAGCACUGCAAAACGCAAGGCUCAGUCGCCUGCUUCUCAGCCGAGUCCCACCAAACGAACACGAGCGUCCCGUCGACAAGCCGCUCGGCCACCGACUCCAGAUGACGACUCGGACGAUGACUUCGAGAUCGUUGGCGGCAAGGGUCCCGCCUUCGGAUCCGGCAGUGGUGAGCACGUUGACAAUGCGCCAGCCAUCAAAGCGUCGCCGUCUCCUGUUCGGGCGCUUAAAGCAUCUCAGCCAACGCAGCCUGUCCGGUUGCGCCGUUCUCAAAGUCGAGGCACUGCUUCAGGUCGACCAUCGCCGGCGGUCCCAUCCUCGCCCUCUCUCACAGGCCAAGAUCAGAGUGCCGCUGCAGCUCAUCCGGCAAGCCAGGCAUCUUCAAAUUCGAGGAAUUCCCGUGCAUCAAGUGAGAUGUCAAGUGCCAGUUCCACCGAGUCGAAAGAGAGGGAGCUCGAGCGGAUCCAGAGCGCUCAGGACGCCUUCAAGCGAGGAACGACGUUCGCGGAUCAGAUCAUCGCUGUAACACGAGAAUUCACGACUACUUUGACCGACGAGGACGCAGACCUGGGAGCUAUCGAAGAGUUUCGUCGCAAAAUUGCGAGCCUGGGUCCACGACUGCAGUCUCGCGAUAUCAUACUCGCCAGGAAGAAGCUUCCGAAGAUUCUGCAAAGGCACCUGAACGCGGUCAAUUCCGCAUGGUACAAGCACACCAAAGGAGAUGACAGCACCGAGAGAAGCAACGCUGGGCAGAACAAGCUUCGGACGCUCGAGUCAGCAUCUUCUCCUUCGAAAAGCGCAACAUCGGCAGCGCCCAUGAAUGCUGGCCCCUCGGCCGAUGCACCCAAGCGCGUGGAGGCUCCGCAACACAUCGCUGAUCUUGGCGAGCCUCAACAGUCUUCUGCCUCGCGCCAUGGUGUCAAUCAGAGUCAGGAGGCAGGAGCUACAACUUCAAGCGGCUUCUUGAAGGAUACAUCACGGGCAGACUCGGACGCCGCACUUGUCGGUACCGACGAAACGGUUGGAGUCGGUCUCAAGACCACGGUGGACUCGGCAGAUUCAGAACAAGCAUACGAGACUCCGCUCGACGAGCCAAGCGAGGCUUCGAAUGCAGAUCGACACCAGGAUGCGGUUGAGCCUCCCCAGACUGAGCCAGAGGAUCCCGAAAGAGGGGCACCGGCUGUCACAGACUCGACGGCAACAACAGAGGAGCAGCCCGAGCCGGAGCAACCUUCUCAUCCCGUGAUAGAAGAGGAGAGUGAAGGCGAGGAGGAGGGCAACGAUGCUGACGAGCAAGAGCAGAGGCAGCCUGAUCAAGUUGGUGAGCCAGACGAGAUGGUGGAGGAGGAAGACGAGCUAGCAGACGAGCACACCGGAGACGAGCCUGCUGAUGCGUCGAGCGACAGUGCAAUUGCAACUGCGACUGCUCCCGAGGCUAUGGGCGAGUAUUCACACGUCGACACCGGCGACAAUCGUCAAGACGCUGGUGCUUCUUCGCCGCAGGCUCCAGAUAUCAGCAUCGAUGCGGAUCAACCCUCGAGCUCAACGAACGACUCAGCAACCAACGACGAGCAGCCACUCGGGACCGGCCAGGACGACCCAAGCGCGUCAGCAAGCGGAAACGUCUCUGACCAUGCUGCUCAGCCUGUUCUCGCAGAUGCAGCAAAUUCGAAAGCUGUCGUCACCGACGAGGAAGAGGCUGCUAACGCAGAUGCAGCUGGUCCCGCAGAAGCACAACCAUCCGAAGAAACGGAAGGUACGCGCACGAUUGCUCAGCAGGAUGGGGCGCAGGUAGAGUUGCAGAUGGAGCCGUUGGCAGAUUCACACAACAUGCCACAAGUCGAGCAGCAAGACGACCGUCCAGAUCACCAUCGCGAAGCUCAGCCCACUGAACAGAAGGAGCAAGACCACAUCGACGCAUCAGAGCCCCCGCAGGGUGACGCCCCGGCGAACGAACAAGUCAUCGAAGGUACGGGCGACAUGGCCGCUGUCGAUCCGGAGCCGGCCGUGGCGGAGAGUUUCGACGAGAGCUUCACGGGCGGCGUCAAUACCCCUAUUGAUGCGAGCACCGAACAAGUGGCUACCGCCGUCGAGGCAGUCGAGCAAGCGCUCGCAGCAGCGAGCGAAACAUUCUCGCCCGAAGCUGUUGACGCCUCCAUCAGUGUGCAGGGUGCCCAUUCUGCGGCUGAAGAUCCGAUGAAGGGCGCUCAUUCUGCAGCUGGGGAUCCUGCCCAGGGCGCUAAGGAUGGUGCUGCACCUGCAGGUGACAACGUGCCAGCAGAGGCUGCCGCUGCCAAUCCCGCACCUGAGAUUGUGACGGACGCGACAUCCUCUCCGUCUCCGUCAUCACAAGCCGCAGAAGAUGAUGCCGUGCCACAGGUGGCCGCGACGCUCGCGGACGAAGAGAGACCAAAUGCAUCCGUCGAGGAGGGCGGGGUUCCAGCACUGCUCGAAAACGGCGUGUCGGAGCAAGCUGCAUCAACUGCAACUGCCGGACCCGUUGCAGAGUUACACGACACAGAUAUGCCAGCUCAUGACGACGUCACUUCGAUGCCAAAGGAGACGCAAGCCCCGCCUCUGCCAGAUUUCGCCGCAGCUCGCGUUGAUCCGCCACCCGUGACGACGGAAGAGACCAGCCAUGCUGAAGAGCCGACAACAACAGCAGCGCCUGCAGCCGCAGAGAGCCAAGUCAACGCACCUCCAGCAGCCGAACCAGAACGUCGCCAAGGGAGGGAGAUCAGCCAGACUGCUUCGGACUCGACGCCAACUUCAAGACCGAAAAGGACGAUCGAAGACGGCAUGAGGUCCCUGCUCGGCGGACUCGCCGGCGUCACGGGUCGAUCAUCCUCCUACAAAACGAUCCAGAAACUCAAGCCACUGCGAGCCGGCUUCUCAACUCCCGAAACGGUAUCCGACCUAGUCCAACACUGGCAAGAUCCUGCCAAGAUGAUCCCAUGGACGUGCUUGCAGGAGCUAGGACCCGCCAUCUUCCACAAGAACGCACACAGGCACAUGCACAUCUCCAUGCACGAACUGAUGGACAAAGUGUCGAGCACGAGAUCGGUGACGCAUCUACUGGAGAAGCUGCCGGAGCGCGUCAUGACGCGGGCGCUGAUGGAGUUCCCACGCGUGCCGCACAUGCUACACUGUUGGAACGAGGAGAAGAACAAGUACUACGCCUCACGUGGCAUGCCUCAGCCGACGGACACGAAGCCGGAGUUCCGCUUCGCGGAUCGCGGAGAAGAAAGUGGUGUCGCUCGGGGGACGAGAGCGUCUGCGCCGCCGUCGAGCAUCGACAGUCCGAUGCAGCUCGAAGUGGCAGAUCGGAAGCCUGUACCCAUCGCGGCUCCUCCCAUGACGCCGUCCUACUCGGCUGCUGGAUCCGCUUCGCAGCAUCCAUCGAACCUGACCAACCCUGCAAUGGGCGCGCGUGCACAGAUGCCACAAAUGCUGCAGGUGGCCCAGCCACAGAUGUUGACCGAAAUCGGCUCCUCGCUUCUCGCUGCACACCUGGCACAGAAUCAGCAGAGAGCACAGGCUUCGGUGGUAGAUGUGCAACGCGCACGCGAACACGCGAUCGAAACUCAGCGCGCCCAUUUGGCAGCAGCAGCGGCGGCGGCACAAGCACGACGUGCUGCCCAGCAACCAACCAUCCGCCAAGCCUUCCAGCAGCAGACCUCCCAAACUCGAGCUGGUCCGGAGCAGCUCCACCAAAUGCAGCAGGCACAAUUGCUACAAGCCCAGCAGGCGCAGCAGAUGGCCCACAUCCAAGCGGCACAACACCACCAACAAGCACUGCAACACCAGCAAACUCAACAGCUCCACCAACUCUCCGCCACUCGUCAAGCGGCAAUGGUCAAAACCGGCACGGAGAGCAUCUUCGCCGACCUAGCAGCGGACUGUCUCUCGUUCGCCGAGCACGUGAUCGGUUCGCGCGGGAGUAGCGAGGUGAACCUCCAACGGCAUUUUAGCGAAGCCGACGUGUUGCAUGUGGUUGGGUUUGUGGUCAACACCUAUCGACGGGAGUGCGAGGAGCAGGCUGCUGCCGGACACGACGCUAGCAAGGCCAGGGAGAGGUUGGAGGUGAUCUCGCGGGUUCGGAACGCAGCGGUGGAGACGAUGGCACUGACGCAUACGUUGUGUAAGAUCAAGAUGUGUCUCAACGAGGCGGUGUUUGCGACGCUGCGAAGGACAGGGGCCGCGAGCACGGCAGGGUGGUUGGAGCUGUUGAGGACGAGCGAGAGGUGGAAGGGCGUAAGGGAUACUUUGUUGGUUGAGAGUCCGGGAUGGGGGAUGUUGAAUGGGAAGGAGGUGGAGAUGAUGCUGCAGAGACAGGUCGAGGUGGUGAAUAAGAGGUUGGAGGAGAUGCUGGAGCGACUGGUGGGGGUGGACGAGAUGGUGGGGGUGGUGCAGGGGACGGGAGAGGAGAGAGAGGCGCAUGAGGGGAUGAGGAAGGAGUGCGAGCAGAUCGGCUUGAUUUGCUGUAAGCACGUCGUGGGGAUCUUGGUGGGCGAGCCGGAGCAGUCGUCGGCGGCGACGGCGGCGAGAGGAUGA
This is a messenger RNA of Kalmanozyma brasiliensis GHG001, 5004 nucleotides long. RefSeq lists its product as uncharacterized. Bases 1 to 5004 code for a protein of 1667 amino acids. Lineage: Eukaryota; Fungi; Basidiomycota; Ustilaginomycetes; Ustilaginales. The record is from RefSeq and is a predicted model, not a curated record. The transcript is spliced from 2 exons.